Molecule: messenger RNA, 1209 nt
Organism: Zea mays
Lineage: Eukaryota; Viridiplantae; Streptophyta; Magnoliopsida; Poales; Poaceae
Exons: 2
Coding region: 478-981 (167 amino acids)
Source: RefSeq, a predicted model, not a curated record
AUUCCCACCCCUCAUUUUUUUUCCAGCCGCCGCAGCAGCCUCCCUGUCUUCUUCUCCAUCGCGCAGCAGGCAUCCCACGGCAGCUGCCAUGGCGCUCGGCACCCUUGUAGCAGGGACAACGCCCUUCCUCCCUCCCUGUUUCUGUCCAUGGCGAGCAGGAGUUUUUCCCUCCCAUGGCCAACGGCUUCCAUCUCCAUCAGCCGCCAUGGCCGAGCUCCCUUGGAGCAGGCGCUCCCCACCAUGGCGCCCUCCUCCCUGGCGCUUGCUCCCUGCAGGAGAGCAGCCGACGCCCCAUUUUCCUCCUUCCCUGCUUGGUGCGCGCAGGGGCAGAAGCUCCAGCAGCCAUGGACGCCCAGACCCGACUCCCUACCUGCGUUCCUCCAUGGACGCCCCUGUUUUCUUCUUCGCGCUGCAGCAGGCAGCCUUUCUCCCUGCGCGCUGUAGCUCCUUGGGCUGACCUCGGUGAGGUCCAGGUCCAUGGCGACGCAGCAGCUCCUUUCCUCCAUGGCCAGCCGCCCUCUGUUGCUGCCGAGCUCCAACUCCGGUCAGCAGCCACGGCGCCGAGGAUUCCCUGCGCGCGAGCACAAGCCCCAUUUCUUCUACCCCUGUCCGGCGCCCAGCAGCAUCCAUGCGCAGCGCUGCUGCUCCAUUUCCUCCCCAUCUUCCCCACCAAACGGCACCCGCAGCGAGUCGCCGUCGCCCAUGGCCGAGCCCCCUUCCUCCCUGGCCGCCCAGCUCACUGUCCAGGGCGCUCAGAAAAUUCCAGCAGCGAGCUCCACCGCCGAUCUGCGCAGCAAGUUGCACGCCGCAGCAGCAUGCUCCUUCGCCUCGCGCGUUGAGUGCUCGACGAAUCGCCGCAGCGAGCCACGCCCUCCGGCUUUGCUUUGGUCGUCCAUGCGCGACGACGCGUUCGUCUUCACGCCACAUGUGCAGCAACCACGACGGAGAUUUGAUAUGGUACCCCUUAGGGUGAUUGGUUGAUGGUGUGACUUGGCCUCCAUCCCUGCCACCGGGAUAGACGGUCGAGUGGGUUACUGCUUCCGCAGGAGAGGACCAGGAGGAGUAGCGUGGCCAGGCUUCGCCAUGUUACUCGGUUCUUCUCCGUUAGUUAUUUCCGCUGCAUUAAAAUUUAUGGUUAUUAUUUCUGAAACUCCGAUAAUGUAAUCACUAAUGAUACUUAUUAAAUUUGUGGUAUUAUGUUUUAUUGUA